Necator americanus (New World hookworm) is the source of this 507-nucleotide messenger RNA. RefSeq lists its product as uncharacterized. The record is from RefSeq and is a predicted model, not a curated record. NCBI's taxonomy places the organism in Eukaryota, Metazoa, Nematoda, Chromadorea, Rhabditida, Ancylostomatidae. Bases 1 to 507 code for a protein of 168 amino acids. The transcript has a single exon.
AUGGAGAAAAUCAUCUACGACUUCUACUCUGAUCUCUUCGACAGCCAUGUCCACUUGCCUCCUCUCCAUCUGAGGGAAGAUGGACAAGUCAUUCCAGAGGUUCUCCCGUCCGAAAUACGACAUGCUAUCAUGUCAGUAAGAAAUCGUACGGCACCCGGUCCCGACAGAAUAAGACCAGAGCACCUGAACAGCCUUCCGCCAGUACUCAUCAACACCCUGGCGAGGCUCUUUAGACGUUAUCUGUUGGAAUGCAAGGUUCCUAAACAGUGGAAGACCAGCAAGACCAUGCUGUUGUAUAAAAAGGGAGAUCCACAUGACAUCGGCAACUAUCGUCCAAUCUGCCUACUGUCCGUCAUCUACAAGCUCUUUACAAGAGUAAUCCUUAAUAGGAUUGAAAAAGUUUUGGAUGAAGGACAGCCAUGCGAGCAAGCAGGGUUUCGAAAAGGAUUCAGCACCACUGACCACAUUCACACUGUUUCAAAACUCAUCGAGGUAUCACGAGAGUAA